CUCUCCAUGCUUAACUCUGGACUCACUUCAGGCUUCAGCUCAAACUCUCUGAAAUCAGUUUUACUUAGUUUCUGAUCUGGUUUGAAUCCGGAUCCCAGGAUGUGGCUCUGAUCUGAUCCACUUAGUUUCUGAUUCAUUUUCUCUGGAGCUCAAACUUUGUCGGGAGACACCGUGGAGGACAUGCCGGGGACAGUUGCUCUCAUCAGCGUCUUCGCGCUCCUCUCAGCCGGGUUGCGGAGCUCCGUGCUCGGCGUGGGGAUGCUGGGCUCCGUGGCCGCGGAGGAGAGCUCCACCGCCCGGGUGAGCAGCACGGCGGUGGCCGGGGCGUGGAGCUCCGGGGACGGGGACAGAGCGGCGGGGCGAGCUGGCUGCCCUGGCCGCUGUCGGUGCGAGGUGGACGGGCUGCUGCACCGGGUGGACUGCUCGGACCUGGGGCUCCGGGAGAUACCGAGCAACCUGAGCGUGUUCACCUCCUUCCUCGAUCUGAGUAUGAAUAAUCUGACUGUGUUGACCAGCGGAGGUUUGUCCAACCUGCACUUCCUGGAGGAGCUGCGUUUGGCGGGAAACGACCUGGCGUCCAUCCCCAGAGGAGCGUUCUCUGGCCUCUUCAACCUCAAAGUUCUGAUGCUUCAAAACAACCAGCUGACGUCUGUUCCUGCCGAGGCCUUCAACAACCUGCACAGCCUGCAGUCACUACGUCUCGACGCCAAUCACAUCUCCCUGGUUCCUGCCGGCUGCUUCACGGGGCUGCGCUCGCUGCGUCACCUGUGGCUGGACGACAACUCCCUGAGCGAGGUGCCGGCGGCGGCUCUGAGCGAGCUGCCCGCCCUGCAGGCCAUGACCCUCGCCCUCAACCUCAUCAGCCACGUCCCCGACCACGCCUUCAGCCAGCUGGGCCGCCUGGUGGUGCUGCAUCUCAACAACAAUAGGAUCGUUUCCAUGGGAACGGACUGCUUCCACGGACUCCACAGUUUGGAGACGCUGGAUUUGAACUACAACAGCCUGGUGGAGUUUCCCUCGGCCGUCCGCUCGCUCGGCCACCUCAAGGAGCUCGGUUUCCACAGCAACAACAUCCAGUCCAUCCCAGAGCACGCCUUCACAGGAAACCCAUCACUGAUCACCAUAUUCUUCUACGACAAUCCGAUCCAGUCUGUUGGAAGCUCCGCCUUCCAGAACCUUCCAGAGCUUCGUACACUUUCUCUGAACGGAGCCGCGGAUCUCACUGAGUUUCCAGAUCUGACGGGAACCAAAAGUCUGGAGAGCCUGACCAUCACAGGGGCUCGGAUCAUCUCUUUGCCUUCUUCAGUGUGUGAGCAGCUUCCAAACCUGCAGCUGCUGGAUCUCUCCUACAAUCACCUCCGCUCUCUGCCCAGUUUCUCCGCCUGUGAAAACAUUCAGAAGAUUGAUUUGCACCAUAACGACAUUGAGGAGCUGCAGGAGAACAACUUCCAUGGUCUGAUGUCCCUGAGCUCUCUUGAUUUGUCGUGGAACAGGUUGUCGUCAGUGAAGCCGAACUCGUUCUCUGUUCUACCGGCUCUGACCAAACUUGACCUGUCGUCCAAUCAGCUGUCCUCCCUGACUCUGAUUGGUCUGCAGAGUUUAACUCACCUGCGAUUGGCUGGAAACGAUCAGCUGAUGGAGCUGAUACCUCGAGAGGAUCUGCCUCGAGUCAGGGUGAUGGAGCUUCCUUACGCCUUCCAGUGCUGUGCCUUCACCUCCUGUGAGAGAGAGGAGGCGGUGGACUUAAGAGACAGCUCCGUCCUCUCCAGUCAAGCCGAUCAGGACUGGGAAGAUUUUCUCAUCGAGUCUGACGAAGAAUCAAAACCUCAGCACUUGGUCCAAUGCAGCCCUGCACCAGGUCCGUUCCGUCCCUGCCUCCAUCUGCUCGGCAGCUGGUUGAUCCGUGGGGGGGUGUGGCUCAUCGCGGCACUCUCAUUGGUCAGCAACAGCCUCGUCGUGCUGUCCAUCUUCUUCUCGACCGCCACGUUGGUCACGCCCCCCAAGCUGCUGAUUGGCCUCUUGGCCCUGGUGAACGGCCUGAUGGGAGUGUGGGGCGGCUGGUUGGCCGCGGUGGACACGUGGACGUUCGGGAGCUUCUGGAGGUAUGGAGCCAAGUGGGAGAGCAGCUUCCUGUGUCGACUCAGCGGCUUCCUGUGUGUGUUUGCUUCACAGACGAGUCUCUUCCUGCUCACGGUCGCAGCUCUGGAGCGUUGUGUGGCCGCCGGCGCACGAAGACACAAAACCGAUGACGGCAGCGGUCGCUCCUCGUCUCCGUUCUCCGUGCGUCUCUCCGUCUUCCUGUGUUUCCUGUUGGGCUUGGCCGUCACGCUGCCCCCCCUGGUGGCCGGACACAGUAGCACCUCCCUCUGUUUGCCGCUGCCUUUCUCCUCCUCCUCCUCCUCCUCCUCCUCCUCCUCCUCCUCCCUGGCCCUGUCCGUCUCCCUGGUGCUCCUCGACUCGUUGUGUUUCCUCGUCAUGACGCUCGCCUACACUCACCUCUACUGCCGGGCCAACAAAGCUCCGCCCACCUCGGAGGAAGAGGCGGCGCUGACCCGGCACGUGGCCUGGCUGCUCUUCUCCGACUGCCUCCUCUACCUCCCUGUGGCCUUCCUCUCCUUCUCCUCGCUGCUGCACCUCCCCGCCGCGGGGCCCGACGUGGUGAAGGGCGUUCUGCUGCUGGUGGCGCCGCUGCCGGCCGGCGUCAACCCGCUGCUCUACCUCCUGUUCAACCCCAUCGCCAGGGAGGAGCUCGCAGCGCUGGCCAAACGCAUCUGCAGAGCAAGGCAUCAUCGAGGAGGAGGAGGAGGAGGAGGAGGAGGAGGAGGAAGGUCGACGACUGUAACAAUGGAUUCAACGUACGACGAGGACGCAGAGAAACAGUCAUGUGACUCGACUCAGGCGCUGGUGGCGCUCGGAGGCACGAAGGAGGACGAGGAGGGGGAGAGAGGGAGGAUGAAGAGCGAGACACAACGUUCUGUGGCGUUUGUUGUUCAACGUCACUAGACUCUCACACACACACAGACACAAACACACACACACAGACACACACACACACACUGACUGUGGCAGCACAUGUAGCAGGACGAACUAAGAUGAUCAAAAACUAAAAGAGCUUCAUUAUCUUCUGCUCAUCUCUGAUUGGCCAGUUCUGGAUCCCAUGGGAGAAGACACACACAUACACACACAAACACACGCACAAACACACACACACACACACACACACACACACACACACACACCCUGACUUUACAGCAUUGUGUCACCAAACAUUCACCAAAUGUUUAAGCAAAUGCUGUUUACAACGUGUGUGUCUGUGUGUGUGUGUGUCUGUGUGUGUGUGUGUCUGUGUGUGUGCAGCUGAGAUGUUUUUGCGAGUGUGUGUCAGAGCUGCAGCGUCGGUGCGACUUCUGACACGGAGCUGAAACUGAAAACAGGAACGUGAAGCUCAUGUUCAGAAAAAACAACGGAUCCUUUUCAAAUUAUCACUUUUAUUUAUUUUGUCAACGAAUGAAGUAAAAAACAUCUUCAGAGUUUUUAAAAACAGCCGAAAUGAAAUGAAACUAAAAAUGAUAUGAUGUAGGGAUCAAACAUUUGGUUUCAUCCGGUUUUGACGUGUCGAUGAUUCAUAUUGUAAAUCACUGAGACAAUCUGAGGCUGUGUCUCAUGUUGACGUGUUUGUACGAACAGUCCGAUGACGAAGGUUCUCAACCUCUUCUUCAAAUGUGCUGUUUUCAUUAAUAACUGUAAAAAUGAGUCUAAAGAUUUCACUGAACUUCCUGAAGUUGUUGCAUGAACGUUGUCAUCGUCCACAUUCCGUCAAAGUGUCGACUCGAUGUGAGGAAACGUGCGUUGACCUGAAGCAGCUCUCAGAGACGUCUCAUGUUUUGAAAAAAGAAACUUGUGAAUUUAUAUUUGUAUAAACACAUAAACUAUGUUUUAAUUUGUGACGUUUAAAUUCAAAUUGUUGACAUGCAAAUCGAGGGGCGGAGUUUCUGCAGCAACAGGAAAGAACAAAAAAUGUUUGAAUGUGUGCGACAGUUUAACUUUCGCACUUUUUGUGAUCGGCACUUUAAAUCAAAAACAACAACACAAGCUUUGGUUGAAAUGUUCUGUUGUAAAUUCUGUUGUAGUCGUUUGUAAAGACUUGAUGUAACUGCA
Molecule: messenger RNA, 4158 nt
Organism: Pleuronectes platessa (European plaice)
Lineage: Eukaryota; Metazoa; Chordata; Actinopteri; Pleuronectiformes; Pleuronectidae
Product: leucine-rich repeat-containing G-protein coupled receptor 5
Exons: 20
Coding region: 181-3003 (940 amino acids)
Biological process (GO): G protein-coupled receptor signaling pathway
Cellular component (GO): membrane
Molecular function (GO): G protein-coupled receptor activity; protein binding
Source: RefSeq, a predicted model, not a curated record